This is a messenger RNA of Arachis ipaensis, 1196 nucleotides long. NCBI's taxonomy places the organism in Eukaryota, Viridiplantae, Streptophyta, Magnoliopsida, Fabales, Fabaceae. The record is from RefSeq and is a predicted model, not a curated record.
AUGGAAUUCGCAGCUUGUCUCUUCUCUGUUUCUCAGACAUGGUUCUUGAAGGUUUCCAUACACUGUGAAGGUUGCAGAAGGAAAGUAAAGAAAGUUCUACGCAACAUUGAUGGUGUUUUCACUACAACAAUUGAUCCCCAACAGCAGAAGGUUACAGUGACGGGAAGUGUUGGUGUUGAGACUCUCAUAAGGAAACUGAUCAAAGCUGGGAAGCACGCUGAGAUUUGGCCGGAAAAUGGCGCCGGAAAGGACGGGAAACCGAAGAAGAGGAACGAACAACAAAGAGAAGCAGAAGGCGUGGAGAACCACCAUCGUUCCCCUGCAAAUGCUGAAUCAAACUCUGUCUCUGCCAAAAACAGGGGAAUUGAAAAUGCAGACAACUCAAGCAACAACAACAAGAAGACCAGCGAGUCCAAAACCGGCGGCAAAAAGUCGCCGGAGAAGUCUUCGGGAGGUGGUGCCUCACCACCAGAGCAAGAGAAGAAGGGUAAGAAGGGUGGUGGUGUUGAAGGUGAAGGUGAAGGUGAAGGUGAAGGGGAUUCAGUGAAGAAGAAUAAGAAGAAGAAAAAGAAGGUUCAGAGUAGUGGAAUUGAAAAGAAUGGGUCGAGUUCAGCAUCAUCAAGCGGUGCAGGUGCACACAGUGGAUCAGGAGAGGGAAUGGGGCAGAUGAAUCUGAGCCCUACACGUCAGCAAGAAUGGGCAUAUGCGUAUCCAGAAUCAGAAUCUUACUACUACCCAGGAGCAGGACCUUUGGUGUACCUAGCAACAUAUAACAGAUUUUGUCCCAUGGCCAUGCAUGGCAAAAUGGGUGGUGGUCCUUCUUACUAUGUUUCACCAUUGCCCUACAUCUCUGCAGGUCUUGACCAUGACCCUUACCACUUUCAAUCUCCACCGUUGGUUCCCUUUGAGAUCUUCAGUGAUGACAAUGCUAAUGCCUGUUCUCUUAUGUGAACUUGAUUGCACCUUCUGUUUUGUUAUAGUCUUACAUAGUUUAGUCUAGUUUAGUUUUGGUAUGGUGAUAUCAUAUAUGGUUUAUUUUGUAUUAGAGCUCAUAGCUUUUUAGCUUCCUUUGAUUUGAUUUUGGACCAACGUGUAUAAAUGAUGUUCUAAUAUGGAACCUUUAAUGUUUUGUUUUGGAUGGAAAAUGGAGGGCAUGUGUAUAUAUAUAUAUAAUCAUCCUAUUUUGGCCUUAUCCA